AUGCACGCGACUACGACUCCUCGCUCCCAAUCCAAUCCGUCCCGCGGGCCCCUUCCCGGUCUCGUCUCGUCCAAGGCGUUGCCCUUUGCUUACGGUACUUGCGCAGCCGCGGCCGACGACACCGCUUUAGAUGCUUCGCCCCUGUCGACGCUGAAUUCGGCCUCGACUGGCAUCGCCAGCAGCAUGUUUGGGCGUGGCAGCACGGCCCCGAAGCACGCAUUCGCAAGCUCGGCCACCAUACGAAGUGUCCCGAGCCUCGAAGGGUCCGAGUCGAGUCCCGACAGCAAGCGCAGCGCCUUCUCCAGCAGCAUCAACAGCACCGCGAGCGUCACGUCCCCGAUGGGCCGCAGCCACCACGAGAGCACGCCGCCGCCGGUUGCCAGGUUAAAGGGCGAUGCGAGCGGCGAGAUGCCCACACGGUGGCAUGCCAAUGGCGUCCGCACCUUGGAGCCAUCCUCCAGUCCCGACUCGCCCAUGCUGUCCGACGGCGCCGAGGCCGAGGCCGGUCAGUGGGACUCGACCAUCGGAAAGGCCGGGCUCGGCAAGACGGGCCGGGUCAUAAACAAGCUGGUCAGCGACAACGAUGGCUUGAAACGGGACAUCCGCAUCGAGCGGCUACGGGCCGAGGAGGCCAAGCAAGCCGCCAAGCUUGUCGAGGACAAGAUGGAGCGCAUGAUAAGCGACUACGAGGGACGGCUGCUCGAAGCCAACGUCACCAAGACGCUGCUGGCGAGAAAGGAGCGCCAGGUCGAGACCUUGACCGCGACGGUCGAGGCGGAGAAGAAGAAGGCGACGGCGGCCAUGCAACGAGAGAAGAGCUGGCGGGAAGCGCUCGACAAGGCAAAGGCCGAAUCGGACAGGCAAGUGGAAGAGGCAACGAGCUAUGCGCAGUUGAUGGAGGGUCGAUACAACGCCAUCUCCUCCCACUGGCGGGACCAGGGCGAUCAGGUCGAGCGGGCCGUCUCCAAGAUGAAGCUUGAAAUCAGCAGCAUCGUCGAGGAGCGCCGAUCCGACGACGACAAGAUCCAGACGCUGCGGGAUCUGUGCGAGCAGCAGAACAACAACAUCACCGAGCUGAGGCGGGAAAAGGCAGAGAUUGCCCGCCUCUUUGACGAGUACAAGCGGGUGCAGGACGACGACCUGCGGCAUAUCAAAUCGAGCGCGAAGCAAAGGGAAGAGGAGCAGGAGAGGCUCCUCGACGAGUCGAGGGCGGCGUUGGCCAAGCUGAAGUGGGCGCUGAACGUGAAGAAGAACGUCAAGGAUGCCCGAUGA
Messenger RNA from Drechmeria coniospora, 1272 nucleotides. RefSeq lists its product as uncharacterized. Lineage: Eukaryota; Fungi; Ascomycota; Sordariomycetes; Hypocreales; Ophiocordycipitaceae. Bases 1 to 1272 code for a protein of 423 amino acids. The record is from RefSeq and is a predicted model, not a curated record. The transcript has a single exon.